Oncorhynchus masou masou (cherry salmon) is the source of this 1069-nucleotide messenger RNA. RefSeq names its product nuclear receptor 2C2-associated protein (gene nr2c2ap). Lineage: Eukaryota; Metazoa; Chordata; Actinopteri; Salmoniformes; Salmonidae. The transcript is spliced from 5 exons. Bases 73 to 498 code for a protein of 141 amino acids. The record is from RefSeq and is a predicted model, not a curated record.
AGUACCGUCGUACAUAGAAAAACUUAAUCUCUAUUACAAUACGGCAAUUUGCCCUCAGUUGUGAGAUCAGACAUGGCGUCUUCAUUGAUUUGCAGUGAAACACAGAGCAGAGUAAGCUCGGUUUUAAACAGAGAUGUCAAGCAAUUUGGGAAGAAGUACAUGUUUGACUCAAAUGAAGAAACUUGCUGGAACUCUGACCAGGGUGAUUCUCAGUGGGUUACUCUUGAAUUCCCACAGCCAGUCAGAGUGUCUGAAUUAAAGGUGCAGUUCCAAGGAGGCUUUUCAGGAAAAACAUGCAGAUUGGAAGGAAGCCCAAAAGCUGGAGAAUUGGCAAAAAUCACACAUUUUUACCCUGAAGACAACAGCUCACUACAAAGCUUUCCCAUUCAGGAGGCCCACAUGGUGCACAGGCUAAAAAUAGUGUUUGAGAACAGUGCUGACUUUUUUGGGCGAAUAAUUGUUUACUCCUUGGAUGUCCUGGGGGAAAGAGCUUUGUGACGUUUUUGUUUCUGCAUGAGAGGGAGCGAGACCUAUAGGGAAAGAGGGUGUAGUAACAUUGAAUAACAUAACUGCUGGAAGACUGUACCACCCACAUGAACUUUGGAAUGGGAACCAUAUCUGACUAUUUUUGGUGAGGACAUUUUUAGUUGGUCACCUGCUUGCAUCACAGAAACAACAAGGGGAUGAAGGAGGACUCUGAAUCUGGAUUUGUUAUUGCAGCUUUACAGGCUUUAAGGUCACGUAACCACAUGCCUAUUGAAAUGUUCUUGUGCCUUAUUUGAUUUGCCAUUCCAAAUGAACAUUGUAAAAUUCUUAAGCCAUUUGUUUUUAUUUGUUUACAAUCACUUCGUUUUUUGAAAUAGUUAUUUAAACUUAGUAUGAUUGUCGUAAAAAAACAACAACACAUAAACGUCCUUAAUAUACAAAACAUUUGAGAGGGUGCUUACCUUUUUGUGUCUGAUGGUGACAGCUAGGGCAAUUGGACUAUACCCAGAAUCUGCCUCAAUGUUCAUGUCUGCCCCUUCUAUCUGAAUUAAAAUCACAUUACCAAAUGUAUUUGUGCCACUGA